AUGGCGCCCACUGAUGUGCCCGCGCCAGACGCGAUAACUCACGACGAGUUUACAGCCCUCCUCGAUGAAUACCCAUCUCUGGUUGAAAAAAUCUCCCAGACAAAAGGAUCCAAACCCGGCCAGAAAACUCUGCAGCAGCUCGACCAGUACCGCUACGGCACGGCCAUCGCCAACUUUGCCGCUGGCGCAUUGCCCCCCAAGGAGAUGACGCUCGAGGACGUCAAGCUCCUCGUGGAGUGGAAGCUGCGCCACGGCAAGUUUCGUCCCAUGCUCAUGGGCCUCGCCUCAUCCAACAACGCCACCGCGGCGCGGCGCACCAUUGCCGCCAUCAUCAAAAACUACCGCAGCAGCAGCGCAGACGCGUCCUCUUCCUCUUCAUCUUCCUCUUCCUCCUCUCCCUCCGCCGCCGCCGUCGCCGCGGCGCUCACCGGCCUCUCCAAGCUCCGCGGCAUCGGCCCCGCUACAGCGUCGCUCUUGUUGAGCGUGCACGACCCAACGCGCGUCAUCUUCUUCUCGGACGAGGCGUUUUACUGGCUGUGCGGGGACGGCAAGGUGACGAAGCUAAAGUAUAGUAAUAGAGAGUACGAGAUGCUGCGCCAAAACAUGGAAUCGCUGGUCCAGAGGCUGCGCGUGAGCGCGACAGAUGUGGAAAAGGUGGCAUAUGUGCUGUUUAAGCGCAAUGGACCCGAGGGUGCCGAGUCGGAUGAAAAGGCAGAGGCAGAGCCAAACACUCCCAAGCCUGCCAAGGACAAGAAGAGUAAAAAGACGGCAGAGACCGAAACGAUGGCAAAGACGGCAAAAGUUACAGAAAAGAAGGUAAAAAAUAUCAGUAGUGUGAAAAAGGCGUCGACAAAGAGAAAGCAUACAAAAGGCAACGACGACGAGCAAGCAGCAGGCACAAGACAGUCAAAACGAGUCAAAAAGUAA
This is a messenger RNA of Beauveria bassiana ARSEF 2860, 927 nucleotides long. RefSeq lists its product as uncharacterized. The coding region runs from base 1 to 927 and encodes 308 amino acids. The transcript has 2 exons. Lineage: Eukaryota; Fungi; Ascomycota; Sordariomycetes; Hypocreales; Cordycipitaceae. The record is from RefSeq and is a predicted model, not a curated record.